AUGAGUAUUCCCGACAAUGAUGUUUCAGAAACAAUGAGGUGGAUGGCUAGCGGCCCAAGGCAUGAAGUGCCAACCUUUAGUGGAUACCAUGUCAGUGGAGUUGAUUUCAACACCAAAUCCCGGGACAAUGUCAGAUCAGUUCAGAACAGUGGUGUUUUUUUACUUGCCGAUGCAAUGCAAGUUGCAAGUGCAAAGGAUCGAAAGCCCAGAACUGAUGAUAUGGACUUCUACGGUGUAAUUAAAACAAUAUGGGAGGUUGACUAUUACAAAUUUAGGGUACCAUUGUUUAAAUGCGAUUGGGUAGAGAGUUCUAGGGGCGUCAAAGUAGACGAUCUUGGGUUUACUUUGGUGAAACUGAAUAGGAUAGGCCAUUUAAAUGAUCCGUUUGUCUUAGCUACGCAUGUGAAACAAGUUUUUUAUAUUGAAGACCCCCUCGAUGCUGAAUGGUCAGUAGUGGUGAGGUGCCCGGAUAAAGACUACAAAGGGGCUAAUGAUGAAUGCGAAGACCCUGAAGUGGACCAACUAGCAUUUAUUCCGACAAUGCCAUCAGUUGAAACCUUUGAUGAUGUAGUUGGUCAUCAACCUAGCAUUCAUAUGCGAGAUGGUGAUGAAGGAAUAUGGAUCAUGGUGCCAUCUAAUAGAGCAGCAGCAGCUAAAGCGAUAGCUUUGAGGAUGAAAGCUGUGCAAAUGAAAAGAACUAGCUCUAAGGAUGCAGGGCCGUCAACCACACCUAAAGCUUUGUCUCCAAAGAAGAGGGUUGUGUCUGCUAAGAAGAAGGAGGUGUCCCCGAAGAAGAAGGUUGUCCAAACUAAGAAGAAGACUAGAUCCCCGAAGAAGAAGACAAAGGCUGUAUCAGAGAAAUCUGUAUCAAAGACCAAGUCUGGAAAUAGUUCUAAGUCUAAUAAGAUAGAGGUUGGUGAUGAUAUCGAAGAUCCUAAUGCAACUGGUGGUUUGAAGCUGCUAAGGCGAGGGAUGGUGACAAUGAAUCGCAUUACAAGGCGACUCAUCAGAGGGAGAAAGCUAACCAUACAGAUUAAUGAUAAGGGGGAACCUUAUGGUAAGGCUGCAAAAGAAAUGCAGUCUUACAUUGGGGUCUUAGCACGUACAAAGAUCUCGAUUGUCACUGGUGAUUGGAGAGAGGUGGACCCUGAGGAAAAACAGAAAAUCUGGGAAUCUAUUAUGGAUGCAUAUGUGAUCCCUAAAGAAUGUAAGAAGCUGGUGAUUACCUCUGCUGCAAAUAAAUGGAGGGAAUUUAAAAGCAAAUUGACCAACAAGUACAUUAUCCCUUAUAUGGAUACCCCUGAAUUGCUUGAAAAUCCACCGGAUGAUUAUCGAUGUGUUAAGAAGGCUGAUUGGGAUAUCUUUGUCGCUGACAGGAUUUCAGCAAAAUUCCAGGAACUGCGUGAUGCACAAAUAGAAAAAAGAAAGGAAAAUCGGUACCCUCAUCGUAUGGCACGUAAAGGAUAUGCUAACUUAGAAUUUGAUAUCCAAAGACUUAAUCUUUUUGAUUCAAUUCUAGAUUCAGGAUUUGUUUUUCUUGAUUCUGCUUGGCUGAUGGAGAAGGAGAGACGUGAGGAGCUCUCAGAUGAGUGA
Molecule: messenger RNA, 1593 nt
Organism: Rosa rugosa (rugosa rose)
Lineage: Eukaryota; Viridiplantae; Streptophyta; Magnoliopsida; Rosales; Rosaceae
Exons: 6
Coding region: 1-1593 (530 amino acids)
Source: RefSeq, a predicted model, not a curated record